Molecule: messenger RNA, 2007 nt
Organism: Danio rerio (zebrafish)
Lineage: Eukaryota; Metazoa; Chordata; Actinopteri; Cypriniformes; Danionidae
Source: RefSeq, a predicted model, not a curated record
UUUAGUCUCUGGGGCGGGUUUAAGAAAAAGGAACAGGCAAGUUCAGAGCGUGUAGUUACAAGAAUAAAUUCUUCAAGCAGAAUAAGCGACUUUUCACCAACAGCCUGAGGUGGAACUGAAAGCAGCACUUAUAGAGAAACCUGAUCCAAGUCAGUUAAGAAAAAGGACAAAGAUCACUUGACAAAAUCCCCUGUAGUCCCUUUUUUUUCUCUUGUAACAGAAAAUGGAGGAUAUUACCAAGUUGAUAACUGAUGUGCUCGAGGAACUUGUGGAGUCAGAGCUCAAAGAGUUCAAAAGGCAGCUGUGGAUGGGUGUGAAAAAAGGCGUCGAAGCCAUUCCUCGGGGAAAGCUGGAGAAUAAGGACCGUCAGGAUGUGGUGGACUAUAUGGUGCAGCAUUACAGCAUGGAUGCUGGGAAAAUCGCUGUACAGGCACUGCGCAGCAUCAAGCAGAACGAACGUGCAAAUCGCCUCGAGUCGAAACUUCUGGAAGUUCAGCCGCAGGCGCAAGAAAAUGAGCAAAACCCUGAAGACCCGCAGUCCAUCAACACUUCCGGGUCUGAUGAGCUAGAGCCCAUCCAGUCUGACUGGCAGAGACCACGAGGGAUCAUUAACCGCUUUCAAGAGUUUAAAACCAGACUUCUUUACGCAAACAGAGACGAUAUUUACACACCAGUGAGCAGGACUCAAAGAAAAGGCUUGGCUCUGUUAAUCACCAACAUAUUAUUCGCCAAUAAACAAGACGACCGUGCCGGAGCGGAGAGAGAUGAGGAGAACAUGGAGUGGCUCCUGAAAAACCUGAACUUUAUGGUUAUAAAAUACAGAAAUCUCACUGGAAAUGAAAUCAGCAGAGCAGUGCAGGAUUUCUCUCGACGUCAUGAACAUCAAGACGCAGACAGCACAUUUGUAGUCAUCAUGUCCCAUGGGGAUAGAAUUCAAAAUAAAGAUGCCAUUUUAGGUGUCAAUUACAACUGGCUUCAAAACCGUAAUGACGUCUACUUUGUUGAAGACACUUUCUCCCAUCUGAACUCUGUGAACUGUCCUGCUCUGAUCGACAAACCCAAGGUUAUCCUCAUUCAGGCCUGCAGAGGAGGGCAACUCGGUGGUGUGCCUGUUAAAGAUUGUGUGCCUGAAUCUGACUCGUGGGUGCACAAGGAGAAAGACUUUGUCUGCUUUAUGUCCACCAUGCCUGAUGUUGUUGCAUACAGGGAUGAGGUCAAGGGAAGUUACUUUAUCAGCUACAUAGUGGAUGUGUUCUGCUCAUCAGCCUGCAAGGAUCACAUUAUGGAGCUGUUUAGGAAGGUUGCCGCACGUAUGGAGAAAGACGAACGUUUCCGACGUCAGGCGAAACUCUUACCAUGCAUUGAAAGGACGUCUCUUGUAAAGAAAUUCUACCUGUUCCCUGGACAGUGAAGAUAUGAAGAGUAAACUUAGAGGUUUAGAGGGAAACAGCACAGGUGAUCGGGGUAAAACAUGUACAUCACCAUGCUGAAGGACUUCUUUUCCUGCCAGAAAAUUACCUCAAUGCAAGUCAUUAUUAAAAACACAGGUAUUAGCAGUUUUUAUAUAAACAAAUAUUUGGAAAGGUCUUAGAAGAUGGUACAUUCCCUGCUUGAUUAUUCAACCUACAGUAAACAUUGUAAUGAGGGGUGUUUUCUAUUAAUCUGUGGUGUUUUUAUUUCAUAUUAUUUUCCUUGGUCGUUUAUCAUGUAAUCACUUUAUUACUACAUGUAAUGGUUUGCAUUAAUCAAUUAAACCUUGAAUGACUGCAUUUCAUCAAUUCAUUCAGUAAUUUUGUAGUAGGCUACUUGUUAUCCUCCAUUGUGUUAUAAUCUUAUGUUUUCUGGAGAUCAAUCUGAAAUAUAUAAAAUAAGGAGUGUAUUUCAAGGUGUUUAAUGGUACUUUACUCUGUUGUUAAACAGUUUAUUUUUAUUGCUUGUGCUGUAAUAUCACUGGAUGGAUUUCUGUUUCUAUGCUCAGUCAGUAAACAACUAAUUAUAAGUAAAUAA